GUGCUGGCCGCCGCGAGCCACUUCUUCAACCUCAUGUUCACAUCGAGUAUGAUGGAGGCCACCAGUCACGAGGUGGAGCUUGGUGGAGCAGAACCGGAGAUCAUCGAGCUGCUGGUGGAGUUCGUCUACACGGCUCGAAUCUCAGUGAACAGUAAUAAUGUUCAGUCUCUGCUGAACGCCGCUAACCAGUACCAGAUUGAACCGGUCAAGAAAAUGUGUGUGGAUUUUCUGAAGGACCAGGUGGACCCCACCAACUGUCUGGGUGAGACACCAGCAUCUUCUGUUUCUCGUUUUUAUAUU
Messenger RNA from Sinocyclocheilus anshuiensis, 300 nucleotides. RefSeq names its product kelch-like protein 7. The transcript is spliced from 3 exons. The record is from RefSeq and is a predicted model, not a curated record. The annotation marks the transcript as partial. Gene Ontology annotation, molecular function: protein binding. NCBI's taxonomy places the organism in Eukaryota, Metazoa, Chordata, Actinopteri, Cypriniformes, Cyprinidae.